Messenger RNA from Toxorhynchites rutilus septentrionalis, 2894 nucleotides. RefSeq names its product fasciclin-1-like. Gene Ontology annotation, cellular component: extracellular matrix. The record is from RefSeq and is a predicted model, not a curated record. Lineage: Eukaryota; Metazoa; Arthropoda; Insecta; Diptera; Culicidae. Gene Ontology annotation, biological process: cell adhesion; extracellular matrix organization. Gene Ontology annotation, molecular function: cell adhesion molecule binding.
ACCACUCAGUCAGUUUGCAAGCGACGUUCGAUCGGGUUGGAGCUGGUUCCCUCGGUCUCGGUGUGACUUCCUUGGUGUGUGCGGUAUGCGGUGUGAAAAACGGCGGCGGUGAAAAGAAGAUACACGCGGGCGGAUGAUACCGGAUGUUGUGCUGCUGCUUUUCGGUCAUAAUACAGCAGCGGGGGAAGAAAGGUGUGUGGUGCAUAUUUGGUGCUGCUGGUGCAGUUGGUAAUAAUCAGGUGUGGGCUGUGAUCGCCGGUGAAGAAGAAAAGCCCCGAGAAAGUCCAUUGUUGGGCUUUUGAGAAUCGGCAAGAAUCGGUGGCGUGUGACGAGAAUUGAAAGCGCAGAUUUUAUGCAUCGCGUUCGUGUGUGGUGAGCGGAAGUCGUUUGAAUAGAAGAGCGGAUCGUUGCAUUGUUCCUAUUUUGCUUUUGUUUUGACACGGUUCCGCAGUUGUGUCAGCAUCAGCGGUGAUCAAGCGAUCGAGUUUUCGUGGGAGUAGUGGAUAUACAUGCAAGCAGCAGGAUAACACAAAGCGAGAAGGCGAAAAAAAAAGUCAAUAAGUGAAGUGGUUUGAGUGAUCGUCGGCAUUCGGAAUUUCGCUGCGUUCGUACAGGUGUGUGAUUGCCGCAAGUUUCUUGAAGUGGAUAAGUAGUGGUGUAGAACGAGUUGAAUCGGCGCCGCGAACAUGGGAAGCCCAAUCAACAAAAGGUUCGCUGGCAGUAAUAGUGGUGGUGGUGCUGGAGCUGUUAUGUUCACUAGCACUAAAGUCACAGCCACGGUGUGGCUGCUACUGACGAUGAUGAUCGCAACGGUAUCGUGCAGAACGCCGAUUUCAAUUACUCUGACAGAGUUCAUCGGCCAAGAUCCGGAGUUGUCACAGUUUUACGACCUCAUCGAGCGGAAUCCGAUUGCAUCGGCAGCCCUGAAGCUGCGAGCGGUGACUGUAUUUGCCCCGACGAAUCUAGCCUUCCAGCACUACACGGGCAACAAAACGGUGGUGCUGUAUCACAUAUCAACGGUUGCGACUCCGUUGGAGCAGAUGGGAUCCACGAUAACAUCGGACUACGACGGAAAUCCGCCGCUCUACGUGACCAGAAGAAAGCGCUGGGACUCCACCGAGGACAUCUACAUCAACAACGCCCGGAUCGACCGCGAGCGGUCCAACGUGCAGCUGACUAAUCAGCACGGGAAGAAACAGGUGCUGCACAUAAUCGAUGAAGUAUUGACACCCCUCACAGUCAAUCCAUCAACUUCGUUCGAACUGUACAACCCGGACGCCUUUCAGUUCAUCCAACAUGCCGAGAACCUGGACAUCAGUCAGCAUCGUAUUCGCUCCUUCCGGCAGAAGAUUGUGAUGGCUAAGAAAGAGGAGAUCUACAAGGCAGUCGGUGGGCACACCUUCCUUAUUCCGGUUGAGGAAGGAUUCAAGCCACCGCCGCGAACCGAUAUGAUCGAUCGCAAGGUGAUCGACGGACACGUGAUCCCGAAUCAUGUCAUAUUCACGGACCCCGCCCCGCUGGAGAAUCCGUUCGAAACUCUAGCGUUCGAGGACAAUCUGAAGGUGACGGCUACCUUCUUCCGACAGGGUGAGGGCAGAAAUUCCAAAGUCUAUGUCCGCUCGAACACGAUGAUCGGUGACUCGCGACACGCUUCAGGUGCCGUACUGGCCGAAAUCGUGAAGGCAAACAUUCCCGUCCGAAACGGAGUCGUUCAUCUGAUCCACCGGCCGUUGAUGGUCGUCGAUACGACGGUCCUGCAGUUCCUCGAGCAUUUCAAAAGCCACGAUUUCUACCCCUCCAAAGCGGGAAUAAGGGAGGUCGACGAACAAAUCGAUUCGUCCAGCAGCAGCGAAUCCGUGAAGGAGAAAGAGGACGGCCCGCUGUACAAGUUCUACGAGCUGAUAGCUGACUACGCACCGGAUUUCUUCCAAACCAUUUCCGAAACGACACAGAUUACCCUCUUCGCACCGAGCAACGAAGCGCUCAGCCAUCCGUUUGUGAUGAGUUUUAUCAGUAACUUAACCCAUAACAUGACUAGAGGUCUCGACGGAACUGACCAUUCAACGGGGAAUCGCGAAAAGAUGCGGGAUAUUCUCAAUCUACAUAUGGUCCGGGACAGUUUAACCACCGACAAGAUCCGCAAGAAUAGUCAGAAUCAGGUGUACCAGAUUCCUACCGGCGCGGACAAAAAGUUCCUGUACUUCAACGUCUUGUCCAACCGGUUCGAUCACAAACAAACGAUCACGGUCGAGGGCGGUGGCGUUAACGCGUCGGUUGUGCUCGGCGACAUCGCCGCCAUCAACGGGUAUCUGCACAUCAUCGACCGGGUGCUCGGGAUCCCGUACAUGACCGUCCAGGAGAAGAUCGCGACCGAUCCGAUGCUGAAUCUCACCCACCAAUUCGGACGCCUGAACCUGUUCAACGAGCAGCUGAACAAGACGACGAAACGAUUCACGUACUUCAUCCCUCGGAACAAGGCGUGGAUGCAAUGGUUCCAGGAACACCAACAUGCCAACCUGAACAGCUUCCUGACCGACAUCUAUCAGCCGAUGUCUGAGCCAGAAUAUUCCCGUCGAGAUAUUUCCGAGAACUUGGAGGUGGAGGUGAUACAACACCGGUCUCGCCAACUCGACAAAUUCUUCGUCCGUCAGAGUAUCUCGGGGGCAGUGAGCACAAAGCAGCAGCAGGCGGUUCCAAUCUGCAAGAAACUCAGUUCGAAAAUUUGCAUAAUAUCAUUCCAACCAACCAACGCUGCUGGUGGAAAGAAGCUCUAUGAAUCUCGAGCGGAAAGUUUUUCUCCCACUUUCUCGCGUCGUGGCGAAAGCAAUUUGCGCCCCUACCUCGCCAGGACGUCACAGGUUUUUGAUCUUCGUCCCUUGGGUAGCAAAUCUUAG